Molecule: messenger RNA, 7719 nt
Organism: Caenorhabditis auriculariae
Lineage: Eukaryota; Metazoa; Nematoda; Chromadorea; Rhabditida; Rhabditidae
Source: the annotation of a GenBank genome assembly
AUGAUCACCUUGCGAGUGAGCAGCUUAUUGCUGCUUUUUUGUCUUUUCCCCCGAGACGACGCAUUUUAUGUUCCCGGAGUAGCACCAUUCGAUUUCAAAGAGGGCGACACGAUCGACGUCAAGGUCAGUUUGAUAGGGAAAACUGGAACAGUUUCGGAUAAGUUUGGGGCGGUUGAAUGAAUUGUGAGAAGAGUAACUAGGGUGAAAUUCAUGUUAAAGUAGAUUUUUCGAUGAAAAGGUUAAGGUUCUGUAGAUUUUUGCAAGAAAGGCCAUUUUCGUUGGGGUUGAAAUUCCUGAAAAUUGGCCAGAGUGCUCUUAGAUGUACCAGAUAAAGAUUCCGAAAAGCUCAACCUGUACAACUUUUUAGUUUUCGAGAAAAGAUGCUUUAAAUUCAAAUUCAAAAAUAAAACCCUCAAAAUACGUUUCAAAAAAAUUGAUCAUUCUUUUGUUUUCUAAAAAUUAGGGAUUUGAGCAGGUUGAGACAUUCGGCAUCUUUAUCUGGUACACCAAGGGAUCCAUUUCAUUUUUCAGGGAUGUUGAAAACCGCAAAGCAAGAUUACCUUGCUUGCAAGGAGCUCUGCGCUUUUGAUGAUUUGAAUAUAUUUUUACUGAGAAUUUAAAUAUGUUUAUUUGGGUAUCUUUGGUGGUAUGAAAAAAGACCAGCGAAAAUUCGAACGGCGGCUUUUCCGAUUUGUUCAUAUCGAUAGGGAAUUUCCCGACGGCGACGUUUCAGACUAAUCCUUUUCCGACUUUUUUUCUCGAUAUAAUCUUCGUUCUGAAUCUGCCUAUAUAAAGUAGGUAGUUGGUUCAUGAUUAAAACACAAAGAAAUAGGGGAAAAAAAAUGUUAAUGGAUGUUUUAUAAACCGAAAAACGUAAGGGAAAAAAGUUGGAAAGUUCCCUGAAUAAAGUUUCCCUGAUAUGAAAAAAUCGUAAAAGUCGCCGUUUGAAAAUUCGCUGCCUUUAUUUUCAUGUUACCUUGUUUUUCAAGUACGAAUUUAAAAAAUUUUAACGAUCAAUAUUAAUGUCGUCUCAAUAUUUAUUGGUGGUUAAAAGCGAUUUGAUUUGAAAAAAAAAACCAAUCAGGCCUACUUCAUGCCGUAUUCGAAGUGAUUCCGCGAAAUUCGAAAUGGCCAUCAGAAAGUGAAAAAAAAACAUAACUUUUUGAGAGUCAGAGAUAAUUCUGCGUUUCGCGGGAAUCACUUUGAAUACGGCAUCAAUAUGGAGUCAAUUGAUGCUUCAUAGGGCUUAAAAGUCAAUACUCUGAAUUUCCAGGCGAUAAAGCUGACGAGCACGAACAAUAUCCUCCCUUAUGAGUACUAUUCGUUGCCAUUCUGCAAGCCGGCCAGUGGACAAAUCGUCUACAAAUCGGAGAAUCUUGGAGAAGUUAUGCGAGGAGAUCGCAUCGUUAACACGCCUUAUACGGUGAGUAAUUGAGAAAAAUUCCUGUUGUGAAAGAAAAUUUCCGUUUUUUCAGUUCCAAAUGAAAAAAGACGUUAAAUGCCAGACACUCUGUACGGAUGAACAGUCGAAGGAUGAUGUUGAGAGGCUCAGGAAACGAAUCCAUCAAGAAUAUCAUGCUCAUUUGUCCGUUUCAUCGAUUUUUCAUGUUUUAUUUUGAGUUAUCUCGCUUCGAAUAGAGUGGCUAUAGACUUUUCUGAUUUUGAAUGUCAAACCACCGCUCAAACUCCGCCCCUAUUGCCGCGAUGAACCAAUCAGAAAGCGAGCCAUCCACAGAUCGUUUCCAAAUGACGUCACUUGACAUUCAAAGACUGAAAAGACUACAUAGUGAUUAAAAAGAGCUAAAAACAAGCUACUCAAUAGUUAGGAGCGAGAGAUAAAGGUUUUCUGAAGAGAAGCCAGAGAAAUCAGAGAAAUGGUAUCUCAAAAUGUCUCUUCAUACCUCACGCGAUCUCUUUGCCUCUCAUUUUUCCAGUAGUUUCUCUGUAGCCUUUUUAGAGGUCAAUGAAAAGCGAGAAAUUGCUCGGGCCGGAAGAGGUGCCAGACAGCCAAAAAUCUCUAAUUUCUCUGGCGUCUCUUCAGGCCUGACUUUAUAUAUGACUUCCUUUUGGUUUAUAGUCAUCCUCAGCAAAUACUCAACAAAAAUAUCAAUUUUUACAGGUUGGUCGACAAUUUGCCAGUGGCAACUAAAGUGGUGACGAAAAGCGGCGAAGUUUUCUACGAUUUGGGCUAUCGGCUCGGAUGGUCCGAUAAGGAGGGAAAUGUAUGGAUUUUGGAUCGAAUUUCAGAAAAAAUCACAUUUUCUUGAAUAAAUCAAUGUUUUCAGAGAAAAUGCCAUAUUUUUUCAGAUUUAUCUAAAUAAUCAUCUUCAUUUUGUGAUGAAGUAUCAUCAGCACUCGCCGGGGCUGUACAGGUAGAAUUUUUUUCCUAAUCAUUACAUAUCAAUUUCUUUUUCUGUUUGAGAUAUAAACACUUCAAAAAAAGUAUAGUCUAGCCAUUCUAGUUGAACUUUCUUGUUUUUUUUUUUGUCAGCUGAAAAAAACUAAAUAAUGCAAUUAUCGCAGAAAUUUCGCAUGGAAUCUCUCUGAAAAAAUAUUUACUUUAUUCUAAUUUUCUUUUGUGAGCCCCAGAUAGCUCUUUAUCGGUUAAAUCGUGAAGAGAUUGAAUCUUUUUUGUUUGAAACUGUAUCGAUACUUUUUUUUUCGAGGAAUUCUUUGAAGGGAAUCUGGAACCUUUUCUUACCGAUUCACGUCUUUUUUCAGAGUCGUUGGAUUCGAAGUUGUGCCGAGGUCGGCAAGCGGAUUGAUAUCCGGAAAGGUGUGUCUUGGGGUCGAGAAAGUCAUAUUUUUAGUUUUGAUGGAAAGAAAUUUGAAAUUCUGGAUUUUUUUGUUUCAAAACGCGUUGCUUUCAAUUAUUAAAAUUCGGAAAUAUUUUUUUAAAAAAAUAUGCAAAGGAUCUAAAAAGGCUAUAAAAACCUUUCAGGGUAACAAAGGAUCCUUUUCGCGCAGUUCCGUGGGCUUUUAUAAACCAUUUUUGCUGCCUCUCCUUUUUUUAACUUUUAAAAUUCUCUAAAAAAUGUCAGGCUUCUUGAAUUGACUCGUUUUCUGCUGCCUUUUUGCGGCUUUUUUUAAGCCUCUCCUUUUAAAAAGUCCUUAUCCACCAUACCGACUUUGCCCGAGUAUAAGUUUUUCUCAUGUUCAUAGAACGAAAAUGACGAAAGUCUAUUUUUAACGAAAAGAAAUUUUGUUGAAUUUUAAAAAAUGAUAUUAAUGUUUCAGGAAUGCUCACCAGCGGCGGAUGGAACGGAACCAUUCGAACUGAAAGAAGGCGCCCAGUCCAUCCCAUGGACCUAUUCGGUGUCCUGGGAAGAGAGCGAUGUUCGUUUCUUGUUCUAGAGAGAAAAUCAAAAGUAGAUAUUGACUAUUUUGACUUUUUCUGCCUAAUUUUAAUAUGGAUUUUCUUCGAUAUUGCUCUUUUUUUACUAUUGAAUUUCUUAAACGGCAAAAAGAAAAUUGGAAAAAAAUCUGAUAUAUUAUUUGGCCUUUUCUUAAAUAAUUUUUUUAUCAAUUUUUUUGUUGAAUUAUCAAUUAUUUACUGUUAUAAUUCUUUUUUUAAAACAAACUAGAGAAAAUCUAAAAAUUUCUUUAGCCUUUCAAUUUUGUUUUUUUAUGUGGAUUUUGUUCUGAUAUAUAUCCACAUUAUCUCAUUAUUCCUGAAUCUCCACUUUUUUCGACCUUUUUCAGAUCCCCUGGGCCAGUCGUUGGGACGUUUAUUUGGCCGUGAAAGCGACGGAUAUCCACUGGUUCAGUAUCCUCAACUCCAUCGUCGUUGUUCUUUCUCUGUCUGGUGGGAUCUUCAAUCGAGAUCUUCAGAUCAGUUUCAUCUUUCAGGAUUCCUGAGCGUCUCGAUCGUGAGAACGGUCCGUCGCGAUAUUGCCCAUUAUAAUAAGGAUGAGGAAGAGGUGAACUUUGGCUGAAAAAUUUUUUUUUUCAGAUUAAUGUUUUUUUUUUAAAUCAAAUCAAAAAAUUUUUUAUUUUUCACACACAAGUACUGAAAUUUACGAAAUAGAUGUAGGAAGAAUCAGGGAAAAUAUGUGUCGGAUCUUGUGGUGAUGGAGGGAAGAGGACUCGAUAAUGAUAUUAGAAAAUGUUCAAACAAAAUUAUUUUUAGGCGAGUUUUCUGAAGAAAUUGACUUUUUUUGAUUCAGGACGACACCCUGGAAGAAACCGGCUGGAAGUUGGUUCAUGGCGACGUCUUCAGACCGCCGCCGCACCAGAUGAUCCUUGUGAACAUGGUCGGAACUGGGAUUCAGCUCCUCGGAAUGGUUUCCAUUGUCGUUUGUGAGUUUUUGUGCGGGUUUCAGGGCCGAAAAGAGGCUUUUCUUUAUCUGAAUUGAGGCUUUUUUAGUCUUUUUAAAAAAAUUAUAUCUGAGUAAUUUGGAGGUAGGAAAGUACAAAAAAAGCUUUUUUUGAAAUAAAAAAAUUGAUGAUUCUGGUGUUAGAAGUGUUUCGAGUAUCAGCAGCCGGAUUCAUCAACAUUCAGCUCAUUUCCCGGAAAAAAUAACUUAUUUUUUUUGGUUUGAAAGGAAAAAAAUAAUUAUUCGUUCUUAGAAGUUUAGGUUUAAGAAAGUUUUAUCAAAUUUAAUGUUCGAUUGGAAGUCAAAAGUUGAAAAAUGAAGAGAAAUGGAAAUUUAUUGCAGUCUGCGCCAUGCUGGGAAUGCUGUCGCCGUCAUCCCGAGGCUCCCUCAUGUCGGCCGCUGUUUUCCUUUUCUGUUUCAUGGGCCUGAUUUCCGGAUAUCAUGCCGGACGCCUCUAUAAGACGAUGAAAGGCAGGAAUCCGAUUCGAUGCGCUGUUCAGGUGAAUCCAGAGUGUUCGGAGAAAAGAAGAGAAGAGAAAAGAAAUGAAAGGGAAUUUGGAAAAUGAACUAAGAAGUGAGAAGAAACCGGGAGUGAAGAGAAAAAAAAAUCUAUAAGUUUAAUUUUUAUUCCCAAAAUUCUAGCGCAACUGAAAUGAAAGAACUUUUCUAUAAAUCCAGUUCAAAACUAGUGACGUCAUGGUAUGAACUUGGGAAAUUCAAUUUUUAUUCUUUAGCUUUAAAAUCGCCGUUGUUAUGAUAUUUUUUCAUUUUGGUGAUUCGAAAAACUGCGGGAUGAAAUGAAGGUUUAUUUUAGAUCUGUUUGAAUAAUUUGUCUCAAAACCUGGAUAGAAAGUCUCUGUAUAAACACACUAAUUUGAAGUAAUGACCUAAAAAAAUUUUAUUAUGAAUAGGCGAUAGAACAACAAGAUUCAGCUUGUGGAAAAUUUAUAAUUUUUUUUUCGUUCUAGGUAGCUGAGAUUUGUAAAAAGAUUUUUUUGUUUUUAAAAUUAGAAAAAAAUACCCAAUUAUUCAUACAUAUUAAUUCUUGAGUAUUGAACGAAUUCAGACCGCUACCUUGUUCCCAUCGUUGAUUCUUGGCGCUGGAUUCCUGCUCAACUUUUUCCUCAUCGGCAACAGUUCGUCAGGAGCUGUAAGUGUCGGGAAAUAUCGAUCAAAAAGCUCAUGAUUUCAUUUUCCAGGUUCCUUUCGGGACAAUGAUCGCCCUGUCGGUCAUGUGGUUCGGUAUCGACAUGCCCCUGAUCUUCUUGGGUUUCUAUUUCGGUUAUAGGAAGCAGGUUGGUUUGAAACAGCCGAAAAUCACGAGCCUUCUUCCCAAAUUUUAACUUUGAGAACGCAAAAGAUCUAGAAAGGUUUUAUUGAGAAAUUAAAAAAGGUCCUGUCGGGAUAAGAAGAAAGGCAGUUCUUGGUAAGUGGAGUGCGCAGACAGACGACGCCCAGGCUAGUCGUUAAUCGGCUAUAGUAGUUUCUGAAAAUCUGUGAUGUGCAGCGCAUAAAAAUCGGAAAAACAAAUGAAACUAAAAAAAAGUUUUUUUUAGCCGUACACCCACCCGGUCCGCACCAAUCAGAUCCCACGGCAGGUAUCAGGAAAAAAAAAUUAUAGAAUCCUAAAAUUCCGAAUUACAGGUUCCUGAACAACCGUGGUACCUGAGAACGUUGCCGUGCUCGUUGAUCGCCGGAAUUUUGCCCUUCGGAGCCAUGUUCAUCGAACUCUUCUUCAUUUUUCAAUGUACGCAUUCCUCUCUGAAUCAUUUUUUUGUCUAUUCCUUUUUUUAUUCCAAAUUUUUUUGCUUUAGAGGGAACGCUGCGUAUAGGUUUUUUUGAAAAAAAUAAUAUCUUUUGAGAAGAAAUUAUAAAUUUAAAAACAAGUUACACCUAGAAACAUUAAAGGAAUUUGAACAAAUGCUAUAAUUUUUUUGAGCUAUUGGAAAUAAAUUCAAGAUUUAAAAACAAGAUAAAUCAUUCAAAAAUCUAAAAUGAAGCUGGAAAAUGAACUUUUCGUUUAAUCCGAUAUUAAAAUUGUUGUUUUUUUCGAUAGUUUUUCCAAUUUUAUUUUUCAAAUAUUCAAAGUUUAUGAAUUUUUGAUUUCGAAGCGUUAGCAUAGUGCUUCGUCGCUUCGAAAUUAAACUUAAAGCAAAAAAAGAAUUAUGUUUUAAAAAUUCAAAACGGCUUUCAUUCAGAUUCCCCCAUAGGACGACUGUACAGAAAAUUUAAGAAAAAGGCUAUAUAGAAAAUUGAAUUCAACAUUUUCUUAUCAAUUUGUUUACCAGGCGAUCUGGGAGAACCAGUUCUACUACCUCUUCGGCUUCCUCUUCAUUGUCUGCAUCAUUCUGGCCAUAUCUACUUCGCAAAUCUCCGUCGUGGCAACAUAUUUCAUGCUCUGCGCUGAGGUGGUUAUCGUCGAGAGAAAGAAAAUUAUAAUUUUGUUGUAUUUCAUUGAAAAUCGCCAUUUUCAGAACUACCGAUGGUGGUGGCGAUCUUUUGUGGUCAGCGGCGGCUCGGCCAUUUAUGGUUUGUUUCAAUUUUAUAGAAAAUAUUAUUGAUAAUUAGUAUUAAAUGGAACUCGAUGUAUUUUCUUCAUACAAACCUUUUUAGUGAUUUUUUGCUUUUUAACUUUUUUCAAGCUUUUUUUGGUUAUUAUCUAGAUUUCAAAAUACUUAACCAAUUUUUCUGUAGUUCUUGAAGUUAUCUAUGUUCAAACUGGAUAUUUCACGUUAUUUUUUGUGUCUUUGAAUACUGAUAAGGUUUUUUCUGUCAAUCUUUCGGAUUCUUCCUAUGAAAAAUGCUUUGAUUCAUUUUUUGCGUUCUCAAACGCUUUUUUUCAGUGAUGGCCUAUGCGGUCUUUUAUUAUCACUCGAAGCUGACGAUCGAGGGAUUUGUGCCGACUGUUCUCUACUUCAGUUACAGGUGCCCCCUGUUUUUUAAAUUUAUCAAGAUAAUUUUUAUUUUUGAAUGAAGUAGUGUUUAAUCAGGUUUCCAUAGUGAUUAGUUCUCCACGUUCGAAAAAGAGUAAUCGUGAAAAAAAUAAACAUUUUGGUGUUUAUUUCUUCAUCAAGCGAUUUUUUUAUUAGAAAAAAAGAUGUGAACGUUCAAUUAUAACUUAUUUGCAUUUUUUUCAACCUUUUAUUUGAAUUUUAACUUCAUUUUCGAAUAGGCAUUUUUCUCAAUUUAUAAACUUCAAAAAAAGAAACAGUUCGAAGAUUUUUAUUUAAAAAAACUAUUUCUGAAAAAUGCCUUUUUUUAAGAGUGUUUUUUUCAGUGAUAAAAAUGAAGAAUUUUCAGUUUCCUGAUCGCCCUCACCUUCUGGUUCAUGACCGGAACCGUUGGAUUCUACGCUUCCUACCUUUUCCUGAAGAAGAUUUACGCAGCUGUUAAGAUUGAUUAA